AUGGCGACCGCGACGCCUUUCUCGCCCGAGGUGCCCCCCUACCUCUCGCUCAGCAUCACGCAGGCGCUCUCCCUGCCACAUCCGUCCAGCCCGGAGCCAAGGCACCAUCGCUCCGUCAAUGCCCUCAUCGAUGCCAGAGCCAGGGCCAGUGCGAAGCCAGCCGUCGGCUUCACCCAUCUCGACCACCAGACCACCCCCAAGUGGUCCUGCACCUCGCUCUCCUACGCUCAGCUUCGCAGCCUGGGCCUCGAUGUCGCCCAGCUCAUCCGCGACCGCCUCCCAGACGCCCAAGCAAGAAAUGCAAAGUCGCCCAACGGAACCCCCCUCGUCGCCGUCCUCUCCCCCAGCGGCAUCGACCUCUUUGCCCACAUCCUCGCCCUCUGGAGGCUAGGCUUCGGCGUCCUCUGCAUAGCUCCAGGAUCGCCGGCCGAGGCCAUCUCCAACCUGCUGCGCCUCACCGACACCCGGGCGAUCCUCGCGCACGCAUCGCAGCUCCGAGCCGCCCAGGAUGGCGUCGACCACCUCAGGGGCGUCCAGGCGGGCUCGGACGCACUCGUCGUCCCGAUGCACGACGGUAUCGCCUCGUUGCUCACUGAUGGCCCCGCUGCCUCCGCUGCCUCUGCCGACGGCGGGCUUGCGCCAACGCCGUCACCCUCCGCGGACGAUGCCUCUGGACCUGGCCCCGAAGACGUGCUGGUGACGAUGCACACGUCGGGCUCCUCGGGACUGCCCAAGCCCAUCUACCAGCCGCACCGCUUCUGGACCCAGUCGAUGCUGACGGCCGCAGGCACCGACCUGGCCGCCUUCACCACCACGCCCCUCUUCCACGGCGGCAUGUCCGACUUCCUCCGCUCGCUCCAGGCCGGAUCCAACAUCUACUUUCACCCGUCGGCCGCGCCGGGCGCCCUGACCGCCGCCGCCAUCGCCCGCGCCGCGGCGGCCUGCCCGCAGCCCAUCUCCUACUUUCUGUCGGUGCCCUACAUCCUCGAGAUGCUCUACAACGACCCGCGAGGCACGGGCAAGGAGCUGCUGCGCCCCAUGCAGCUCGUCAGCACCGGAGGCGCUCCCCUGCCGCAGGAGCUCGGAGACGCCAUGGUCCACGACGGCAUCCGCCUCGUCAGCCGGCUCGGCAGCUCCGAGUGCGGCUUCCUCAUGUCCUCCUGGCGCGACUUUGAGCGCGACCGCGAGUGGUCCUACCUGCGCGUGCCAGACGAAGAGGGCCACCGCCUGCUCCACUUUGAGCCCGUCGCAGCCGACUCGUACGAGCUGGUCGUCGACCCGACCUGGCCCGUCAAGCUCGUCUCGAACCGUGACGACGGCUCCUAUGCCACGUCGGACCUCUACGCGCCCCACCCGACCAAGCCCCACACCUGGAAGUACGCCGCGCGCUCCGACGACACGCUCGUCCUCAUAUCCGGCAAGAAGACGACGGCGCCGCAGCUCGAGGCGCGGCUGCGCUCGUCGGACCUCGUCGCCGAGGCCAUCGCCUUUGGCGCCAACCGCGCCAUCGUCGGCGCGCUCGUCUUUCUCGCGCCGUCGCCGGCCGGCGACGGGGGCGGGAGCGAGCUGACCUCGAGGCCAAGCAGAAGGUGCUGGGCCGGCUGA
This is a messenger RNA of Pseudozyma flocculosa PF-1, 1605 nucleotides long. RefSeq lists its product as uncharacterized. The record is from RefSeq and is a predicted model, not a curated record. The transcript is spliced from 3 exons. Lineage: Eukaryota; Fungi; Basidiomycota; Ustilaginomycetes; Ustilaginales; Ustilaginaceae. Gene Ontology annotation, biological process: fatty acid metabolic process. Gene Ontology annotation, molecular function: medium-chain fatty acid-CoA ligase activity. The coding region runs from base 1 to 1605 and encodes 534 amino acids.